Molecule: messenger RNA, 1038 nt
Organism: Trichoderma aggressivum f. europaeum
Lineage: Eukaryota; Fungi; Ascomycota; Sordariomycetes; Hypocreales; Hypocreaceae
Exons: 1
Coding region: 1-1038 (345 amino acids)
Source: RefSeq, a predicted model, not a curated record
AUGCGUUUUGCAAGCUUUUCUGUUGUAUUUGCCAGUUUCGGCGCUUUGGUCUUCAGUUUGCCGACAGACCAAGCUAGUCAGGCCUCUAAGGCACUUCGAGAUGUCAUUACCUUCCCUAACAACACCUGGGUUGAGAAUAUUGCCGUACGAUCCAACGGAAAUCUUCUCGUCACUCUCAUCAACUUGCCCGAGGUUUGGGAGAUCGAACCACUUUCUGGGUCUGCUGAGCUGGUGUACUCGUUCCCCGACGCCAACGUAAGUUUGGGAAUUGCAGAAGUGACACACGACGUGUUUGCUGUCAAUGUUGGAAACUUCUCGGGGCCAGGCGUGGGUGUACCUGGCAGUUGGAGCAUAUGGACACUGGACUACAACACCGGGAAUCCGAGCUCAAAAAAGCCAACAGGGAAAGAAGUUAGUGCGAUUUCGUCGGCAGUUUUCCUAAACGGCCUUGCCGCUCUAGCUUCCAAGCCUGGUGUUGUUCUUACAGGCGAUUCUUUCCUCGGUCAAGUCUUUGCAGUAGACAUUUUCAGCGGCCGCUACAGCGUCGCCAUCGAUGUUCCAGAGUUCAAGAGAAACACCAGUGCAGAACUACAGCUUGGCAUCAAUGGAAUGAAAGUCCACGAUGGAUCUCUAUACUUCACAAACUCUUUCCAGUCUCCACUCCUUGCCAAGAUACCAUUGUCCGUCAACGGCAACGCUGCUGGCCCGGUGAAAACCAUCGCGAAGAGCGCGCAGUACCCAAUUGACAUUGGAUUCCAAGCCGAUGACUUUGUGUUAGAUGCUACGGCUGAGCACGCGUGGGUUGCGGCGAAUCCUUCUAAUUUCAUUGUCCGAAUCGCCACUGCUACAGGGAAACAGCAAGUUGUAGCCGGUGGGAAGUCGGACCAGACAGUUGCGGGUGCGACAAGUGCGGCCUUUGGAAGGAAUUGGUACGACAAGCAAAUAUUGUAUAUCGUGACGGAUGGAGGCUUGGCCGACCCAAGUUCAGCUGGAGUUACAGGUGGUAAAGUUAUAGCCCUUGAUACUACAAAGGUGUAA